CCAGGCCAGGCAAGCGGGCCCUGCGUUGCGCUUCCCCGGACCCCGCGCGCUCCCCUCUGAGUACGCGACGCAGCCGCGGCCACCCCGGGAAGCAGUGAGCCUGGGGACCGGACCGGCGGCCCCUGAAAUGGUGCUGUGCAACCCCGGGACAGCGAGACCCCGGGACUCUGCAGCCCCACGGGAUCCUAGGGGAGGGGCGGGCGGCGCCGGCCAAUCGGGAGCCCGGGCCGCGUCAUCCCCGAGGUCGCCGCCUCCCGCGGUUCCACCCCAGAGUUGCAGCUCCAGCGGGUCCACGCCAGUGCCCCGGACCGGGUCCGAGCCCAGCCCGCAGGAGCUUGGCCGGCAGAGGCUGGUCCUGAGAGAGGCUUGUACGCAGCCCAGUGGAGCCAACCCUGGGGACAGCAAGAUGACCUCAGAGCACAGGGAUGUCCUCGUGCUGCUGCCCGCCCAGAAGCAGUUGCGACUGGCAGUCGGGGUGAGGGCCACGGCGCGGGAGCUGUUCCAGCAGGUGUGCAGCGUGCUGGGCCUCCGGGAGGCCCGCUUCUUCGGCCUCAGCGUGGUCAGAGACAAUGAGCACGUAUUCAUGGACUUGGAGCUGAGGCUCAGCAAGUACUUCUCAGAGGACUGGGAGAGAGGACCGCGACAGGGAGGCUGGAGGCCCCGGGCGCCCUUCGUCACCUCCCUCAGAGUGCAGUACUACGUGGAGAACGGGAGGGUCAUGAGUGACCAGGUGGCCCGGCACCUGUACUACUGCAGCCUGAAGGAGCGGGUGCUGCGGUCCCAGUGCGCGCACAGGGAGGAGGCCUACUUCCUGCUGGCCGCCCUCGCGCUGCAGGCCGACCUGGGCAGCCACCGCAAGCCGCCGCACGUGGGGCGGUACUUCGAGCCACAGGCCUAUUUCCCACAGUGGGUCAUUGCCAAGAGGGGUGUCGACUAUAUCCUCCGGCACGUGCCCACCGUGCACCGCGAGCAGCAGGAGCUCAGCCCCCAGGCAGCUGUGCUGAGGUUCAUCAGGGACGCCUGUCAGCUCGAGGACGUGCCUGUCCACUUCUUCAGGCUGUACAAGGAUAAGAAGCGUGAGCACCCCACCUUCCUUCUGGGACUCACCCUCAAGGGAAUGCAUAUCUAUCAGGAGGUGAGCCACGCUCCGCAGCUGCUGCACGACUUGCCCUGGCCCUGCAUCAGGAAGCUGGCCUUUCUGGGAAAGAAGCUGCAGAUCCAGCCGGCUGGGCUGCCCCCAUCCCGGAAGCUGGUUUUCUACACGGGUUCUCCCUGGCGCUCCCGGCACCUGCUCCGGCUGCUCCGCUCCAGCCACCAGUUCUACCUCAGUGUGAAGCCCCGGCUGCAGCGGCUGCAGCUGCUGGAUGAGGCUGAAGAGAAGAAGCGCUACCAGGAGGCCUACAUCAGCGACCCGCUGGACUUGGACCCAGAGCUGGCCAGCAGGCACAGGAGGGACACUGGCCCGCACCACCACCACCGCCUCUCGCUCAGCUCUGCUGACAGCCACGGCAGUGCCCACACACUGGGCACAGAGGCCGACUCUCAGCCUGCAGAAUCUGGGGAGGUGUCUGUGGAUGAGCCCGUAGCUGCUGAGGGCCUCUGCAGGAAGAUGCCGUCCAUCAGCUUCAGGGACAGCGGGGGCAGGAAAGCCUCCUGCUCGGGGCCCUUCACAGUGGUGCAGGUCCCGCUGGCCAGGACCAGAGGCCAGAGCGCCGAGGUCCUACACAAGGUCCGGGAGGCGGAGCCCAGCGGCAGGGAGGCCCUGCACAGCCGCAGCCUGGACCACACGCAUCAGCUCCAGCCAGCCCCUCGCCCUGCACCUGCCUCUCAUACCUGUGCCUUCAGCUGCGCCCUGGCCGGGCUGCUGGUGCCCCAGGAGGCCAGGGCUGCCCUCUGUGGCAAGAGGUCCAUGAACUGUCUCUCCCUGGACCUGCUCAGGGAGGGCGCGUCCUUGCAGGAGUUUGUGGUGUAGACACUAUCCACAGGUGCCUCCGUCUGCGCCUGCCAGCCUGAGGGUGGCUCACCCCAACACCACUGCCCUGUGGCCAGCCCGGGGCAGGGCGGUCUUGGCCCUUGCCUCUUCUCUCUUCCAACCCCCACUUCCUGGCCAGCUUCCAACGGUCUCCCCCUGUGGGAGGUGUGAAGCCAGCUCGGACGUCAGCUCAGGGUGACGGGGGUCCUCCUCGUGCCUGUCUGUGGCCCAUAAGCUCCUUCCCCAAAUGAUAAGUCAGGGUCUGGACAUCCAGCGUCCAGGAGAGCCAGGAGUCAGUGGUGUUGACCCUGGGGCAGCGCAGCAGCCUAUGUGAAGGGUGUCUGGCCAGCCUCAGGCCCUGGGGGAGCCUGGCCUCCUGCACUUACACUGCCCGCACGGGCCCUAAACCCAAAGCUGCAGCUCACCAUUGCACCACUGCGCCAUGGCCUCUCCUGGACCUUGCUUUUUGUGAUUCUGCUCAGAAGUUCAGGGUCCUGCAGAUGCAGGCCUCUCCUGCACUCUGGGCCCAGCUGUCUCCCAGGCCCAACCCAGAGACCCUGUCACCUCCUGCACAGACAUACCACCAGGUAGAGGAUGGCUCCCUGCACAGACCCCUGCCCUGAGGCUGAGGCCUCUCCCGCCCCAGGCCGUGCUCUCUUCCCGAGACAUCCCAGCCUGGCCCAGAAGUGCUGUGGUGCGAUGGCCCUGCUGGUGGCAGGGAAGGUGCCUUGGUUGGGGCUGCUCCUCUGCCUCAUCUGCCUGCCACCACAGUGGCCCCUGCCUUCCUCCCAGGAGGCUCCAGGGGCUGCAGGCAGGUGGAUCCCACGGGUAAUUCCGCCUUGGUGUCUUAGGUGCCUGAAAAGCCCAGGGCUGGGGGUUCAUUACUGUGGACUCUACACAGGGGCCUGCCAGCAUCCUGCCGUCCUGUUUGUUUGGACAUGUGGACUUGUGUGUCUGUUGGCUAAGCCCUGUGUGGUCACUGGGAGCCAUCGCGGCACAGCAGUAAAGAACCAAGCACACCCAGA
Messenger RNA from Marmota monax (woodchuck), 2997 nucleotides. It is a transcript of the gene Frmd1, whose product is annotated as FERM domain containing 1. Lineage: Eukaryota; Metazoa; Chordata; Mammalia; Rodentia; Sciuridae. The record is from RefSeq and is a predicted model, not a curated record. The transcript has 13 exons. Bases 128 to 1972 code for a protein of 614 amino acids. Gene Ontology annotation, biological process: positive regulation of hippo signaling. Gene Ontology annotation, cellular component: cytoplasmic side of apical plasma membrane; cytoskeleton.